AUGGUCUGGCAUCAUGACACCGGAGUAAAUCCUGUCGCUUCUGGACCUCCACGCCUUCAGGACAUUCCCACACACUUAGAAGACUGCACCGCGACGCCGUCGUCAGUUAGCUUGUCAGAUGCCGGUCUACCGAAAGCAGGCCCGCCGAGCCAACUACGCCUCCCUCCAGACCCUAUAACACCAAAGACGGAAAGAUGCAGCGUCUGCUGUGCUCGAUGGGUCAUGGAUCUAUACAAAGGCAACUGCAGUCUAACUCUGGACGCCGAGCAGUAUUGGAUACAGGUCCCAAAUCCGGUUUUAUCGGAUCAACUAAGACCGCUCUCCCUGUCAUCCAUUCUUGUCCGUUGCUUGCAUAAGGUGCUUGCUGACCGCUCGAGUCGUAGAUUGCAACUGCCCUCACUCAAUUUUGCAUUUCUACAUCGAGACGGCUGUCUGGAAGCUACAUCGCUGUUGCAUGCCAUACCUCGUCACCCUUCAGCGACUGCUUCUAACUUUAGCUUGGAGUUUGUUGAUAUCUCGAAAGCGUUUGAUUCGGUUACGCAUGACAAAAGCGUCGGAUCCGCCGAGGCGUUUGGAGCAACGUCACAUCUGGUUCCAUACAUCACACAGUCCUAUGAGAAGGCUGCAGCAGUUUUCCCCAGUUCCGAGGUCCACUGCCACAGAGGUGUGAGACAAGGAGAUCCACUGUCCCCAAUUGAUGAGGCUCAUGAAUUGUCGAUGCCGCAACUGGGAUAA
This is a messenger RNA of Opisthorchis viverrini, 735 nucleotides long. RefSeq lists its product as hypothetical. NCBI's taxonomy places the organism in Eukaryota, Metazoa, Platyhelminthes, Trematoda, Opisthorchiida, Opisthorchiidae. The transcript is spliced from 3 exons. The record is from RefSeq and is a predicted model, not a curated record. Bases 1 to 735 code for a protein of 244 amino acids.